GACACUGAACUGGUGAAGAAAAUGUUUCAUAUGUUUGUUAUGUUCUGUUUGUACUGGAGGUGUCCAACUGAUGUGUUUGGUGCUGAUGAAGUGAAGUCAGUGUCAGUGAUGGAGGGGGAUUCAGUACUUCUAAACUCUGAUGUCACUGAAAUACGUGAAGACGACGAUAUACUGUGGAAAUUUGGAGCUGAAAACUCUCUCAUAGCUAAAAUCAAUAGAGAGACACAAAUCUUCUCCACAUAUGAUGAUGAUCCUGAUGGGAGAUUCAGAGACAGACUGAAGCUGGACGAUCAAACUGGAUCUCUGACCAUCACAAACACCAGAACCACAGACUCUGGAGAAUAUAAACUUGAUAUAUUUGGAGCUGAACAUUCAUCAAAAACAUUCAGUGUUUAUGUCUAUGCUCAACUGCGCACUCCUAUCAUCACCAGAGAUUGUUCUUCAUCAUCAUCAUCAUGUUCACUGGUGUGUUCAUCAGUGUUGAAUGUGUGUGAUGCGACUCUCUCCUGGUACGCAGGAAUCAGUGUAUUGUCCAGCAUCAGUGUGUGUGAUCUCAGCAUCAGUCUCUCUCUACCUCUGGAGGUGGAAUAUCAGGAUAAAAACACCUACAGCUGUGUGCUGAACAAUCCCAUCAGCAACCAGACCACACAUCUGGACAUCAACACACUCUGUCACACAUGUGCAGUCUCCUUCUCGUCCUCCAGUCUCAGUGUCUCUGAUAGUGUUGAUCUCUGCUGGAUCUCUGAUGAUUGUUGUUAUAGUCGUGAUCUUCUGCAUCUGCAGGAUAUGUAG
This is a messenger RNA of Rhinichthys klamathensis goyatoka, 792 nucleotides long. RefSeq names its product SLAM family member 5-like. Bases 22 to 792 code for a protein of 256 amino acids. NCBI's taxonomy places the organism in Eukaryota, Metazoa, Chordata, Actinopteri, Cypriniformes, Leuciscidae. The transcript has 4 exons. The record is from RefSeq and is a predicted model, not a curated record.